UCCGACAAAUUAUAAAAAAGACACGGGAGCCGUCGAGAAUUUACACGAGACCAUCCAACUGCACCGUCACUUCCACUCAGGCCGCGAUUCUACGCUGACGACGCAGUCUCUGCUUCACUCUCCCCGGUAACUAAUCCGUAUUCGUUUUGUUGCCAUGGAAAAUUGAUUAUUCCUUGCGGUGAUUUUCUCGCUCGUUUAGCUGAUUGGUGUUAAAAUUCAAAUCGCCGGAUGCUGGGGUUAUUUCGCGUCUAUACAGAUAAAAUCUGGGCCUGUAGAGUCCAUUAUCUUUCGGCAUUAAAUUUGAGAAGGAUCAACCACUUCAGGAUGAACUCCUGACAACUCUUCACUUGCAGUCACCUUAUCCUUCGCUUUCUGGGAUCCGAAUUACGUCCAACUCUGUGAUACUGUAAAAUGACCCCAGCCAAACAGGCACCUUGUUUCUGCCCAUUAAGUUUGUAGUUUCUUCAUGCAGAGAAAAUUGAACCUGUUCCUGUCUUGCAAUGUAAUAAGCUCAGUGAAUAGGAAUUAUAUUGUUUCCAAGUAUCAGAUACCAGAACUACCAAAAUAGUUGGUAAUUCCAGAUGGGCCAGAUAUGGAGGAGCAUGUGAAAGCCAAUUCUUAUGACUAGAUAAGAAUGAAGUUCUCUAGCAAGUUGAAAGAGAAUUAUCCCAGUUUAAAUGCUACUAGGGUUGCUGAUAACUUUAUGGAGGAAAAUCUGCAUUAUGUUAAUAGCAGUGACCAAAUAAUGAAAAAAAAAGAAGGAUUAUGUACUCAAAAAUUGAAGAAAUCCUUGGAGUGUUCACUGAACGAUUUUGAUAGUCAUGCUGAUGCUGCAGUUAAGCAUGGAGAGAAACUUAAGAACAAUCAUGCAGUUGUCAACUCACAUGACAGACAAGGCAAAUCAAUUUCUGCAAUGCUAGCUCCAGCAGUGCCCAAAAAGCUCUGGGAUGGAUUACUUCAUCUAAGUUCCUCCAUAACCGUGUCUGCUGUUGCCUUCUUUAAAAGCGGUGACAAGAUGCCAGAUGUCAAUUGGUCUGAUUCUGUUGAAGUUAAAGGAAAAGUUAAACUAGAGGCUUUUGAAAAAUUUAUUCAAGAUCUUCCUCGCUCACGCAAUCGAAGACUGAUGGUGAUCUCACUUUGCUGGAAAGAAGGGUCUUCUAGCACUGGACUGGCAGAGUUGAAAGAGGUUGCAAAAGGGUAUAAAGAAGGAGGGAGAGUUGGGAUUGCACAGCUCUCACCAGGUAUUGAUCUUUACAUAUGCCCUCGUACUGACACAAUAAUUACAAUCCUUGCAAAACAUGGCUUCUUCAAGGGCAUGAAUGCUGUUGAAGACAACCAAGACUCCUUGGUUGGUUGCGUUGUGUGGCGAAGAAAUCAAGCACCUUCUGCUUCUGCUGCAAUGAAAUCUGAUAAAAAAAUCCAUUCCUCACCAAAGCGGCCUUCAAACUCUGCUUCUGACUCAUCUAAUAAAAGAGUUAAAAAGAAACAUUUGCCCGGCAGAGAACUGGACAAUGAAUCUGUUGCAACCACAUCAGGCACAGCCCUUUAUAGUAAUGAUAGCAGUGGAAAUGAAAGCAAGAAUGCGAAGACUAGUGAAGUUGACAUUGAACUGCAAGGCAUUUCUUCUAGUGGUGGUAAAUUCUUACCAGCAAUGUCAGUCCAGAGCAAUUCGUCAUCUUUGUCAAGAAGUCUUGUACCUUCCCCAUGUUCUCCCUCUACGUCUCUACAUGGUGUUGUGGAACAGUCUCUUGAAACGAGAACAUUUACAGAGGAGAUGUUAGUAAUGCAGAAACCUAAAAUAAAUCUGGAACUUCAAAGACAUGAAUAUAAUCUGCCACCUCCCAUUAUAGAAACACAAGUCUCUACUCCUGAUGAUGAUGAUCUUCCUGAAUUUGACUUUGGAUAUGCAUGUGGUACUUCUCGAACUUCAAUCAGCAAGAGUGUACAUGCUGCAAUUGUUGACAUGGUACAUUCUACUGAUGGAAUGAAGGAAAUGGCAGGCAUCUUCCCAAAAAAAAUGCCAACUCUACUUACUCGUGGAGUAGUGAUCAUCAGGGAGCGACAACUAGGGUUUUGA
Molecule: messenger RNA, 2077 nt
Organism: Carica papaya (papaya)
Lineage: Eukaryota; Viridiplantae; Streptophyta; Magnoliopsida; Brassicales; Caricaceae
Biological process (GO): DNA-templated transcription
Cellular component (GO): nucleus
Source: RefSeq, a predicted model, not a curated record